AUGACGUCAUUUGAUCGUUAUUCAUAGAAAAUGGCUGCAAGUGAGGCGAAUACAGACGAUUCUCUUUAUCCAAUCGCAGUAUUAAUUGAUGAACUUCGAAAUGAAGAUGUUCAGUUACGACUUAACAGUAUUAAGAAAUUAUCAACAAUAGCAUUGGCUCUUGGAGUGGAUAGGACGAGAACAGAACUUAUACCAUUUUUAACUGAAACGAUAUACGAUGAAGAUGAAGUUCUGUUGGCCCUAGCUGAACAAUUGGGAAAUUUUACCCCACUGGUUGGUGGUCCUGAGCAUGUACAUUGCCUUUUGCCACCACUUGAAAGUCUCGCUACUGUUGAAGAAACUGUGGUUCGAGAUAAAGCUGUAGAAUCACUUCGAAAUAUAUCUCAACAACAUAGCACUGCAGAUUUGGAGCAGCACUUUGUUCCUUUGGUGAAACGACUUGCAUCCGGAGAUUGGUUUACAUCACGGACUUCAGCCUGUGGUUUGUUCAGUGUUUGCUACCCAAGAGUUUCAGGGGCAGUCAAAGCUGACGUUCGAAAUCAUUUCAGGAACCUCUGCCAGGAUGACACACCCAUGGUUCGUCGUGCUGCAGCUAGCAAGCUUGGUGAGUUUGCCAAGGUAGUUGAACCAGAAUAUAUGAAGUCUGACUUAAUUCCCAUGUGGGCCAAUCUUGCACUAGAUGAACAAGACUCUGUGAGGUUAUUAGCUGUGGAAGCUUGUGUCUCUAUUGCUGAUCUUUUGCAGCAAGAGGAUGUAGAGCAUCUUGUUAUGCCAACCCUUCGGCAAGCGGCAGAAGACAAGUCCUGGCGAGUUCGUUACACUGUUGCAGAUAAGUUCACAGAAUUACAGAAAGCUGUAGGCCCAGAGUUGACAAAAGCAGAUCUUGUACCAGCUUUUCAAAACCUCUUGAAAGAUUGUGAGGCUGAAGUUAGAGCAGCAGCUGCACAAAAAGUUAAAGAUUUCUGUCAGAAUUUGCCGAAAGAUGUUCAAGAACAAGUAAUUAUGAACAACAUCUUGCCGUGUGUGAAAGACCUAGUUUCAGAUCCAAACCAGCAUGUUAAGUCGGCUCUUGCUUCAGUUAUAAUGGGUCUAUCUCCCAUCUUGGGGAAACACAACACUAUUGAACAUCUACUUCCUAUGUUCCUUUCUCAGUUGAAGGAUGAGUGUCCAGAGGUUCGCCUGAGCAUUAUCUCCAACCUUGAUUGUGUCAAUGAAGUCAUUGGGAUACAGCAGCUUUCUCAAAGCUUACUGCCUGCUAUUGUUGAAUUAGCCGAAGAUGUGAAGUGGAGAGUGCGACUAGCAAUUAUUGAGUAUAUGCCAUUAUUAGCUGGGCAGUUGGGGGUAGAGUUCUUUGAUGAAAAGUUGAACACGCUUUGCAUGACUUGGCUGGUUGAUCAUGUCUUUGCUAUCAGAGAAGCUGCCACAGAAAAUCUGAAGAAACUGGUUGAGAGAUUUGGAUCUGACUGGGCAACCAAUACAGUUAUCCCAAAGGUGGUAUCCAUGUCUCGAGAUCAGAACUAUCUCCAUCGCAUGACCUGUUUGUUUUGUAUCAAUGUCUUGGCUGAAGCUUGUGGACCAGAAGUAACCAGCAAGCUGAUGCUUCCAACAGUUCUGAGUCUUGCUAAUGACAAUGUUGCUAAUGUUCGUUUCAAUGUUGCCAAAACACUACAGAGAAUAGGACCAGUUUUGGAUCCAUCUACAAUGCAGAGUCAAGUAAAGCCUUGUUUAAACAAAUUGAAUAGCGACAGUGAUGUGGAUGUCAGGUUUUUUGCUUCUGAAGCUAUGUCAAUUUUAACCUAAUCAAAAUUCAACAUGAUCUUACUUUCCCCAAAUGUAUUAAUUAGAUUUAGAAAACAAAUUUGAUCUGACCUGUCCUUUGAUUGAUGUCAGGUAUGAUCAGUAUUUCAUAGCUAUAUGUUUCUUCUAGAAUUUGAUUCUUAAAACAAGUUUGUUCUUAAUAGUAGUCAUUAUUGAUACACUAUUUAAGCUGUGAAGGUAAUUAUUGUAACAUUCAAAAAUAAAUUUUGCAAAACUGCCAACUGGCUGAAGUAUUGGUAUCAGAAUUUAUGUGAAUUUUGGAUUUAAAGCUUAAACAUAUUUUAAUUUUUAAAUGUAAUCAAGUGAUGAGUGUUCUGUAAAGGAUAAUGUAAGAACAUAGCAUGCAUUUUGUAUCAGAUUUCUUACAACUGUUGAUUAACAAUAAGAGUAUAUAUAGAUCUUUUUUCUUUAGUUAAAAAAAGAAGAUUUGAAACAUAAGAUCUUUGGAUGGAUCAUGCUUGUGUAGAGAAGCUGUAAUAGAUGUUUUUUUGGUUAUUUCAUAGCAGUUUCUAAAUAUUUUAAGAAAAAGUCCAGAGUACUGAGGCAUCUUAAAGCCACUAAUUCCAGAAAUAAAAGUGAACUCAUAUUCUUUGAAACUAAAUAAAAGCGGUAUAUAUAUAUAUAUUUAUUAAUUUUAUACUUAGCUCAGAAUAGCUGAAAUGGGGUAAAACUGGUACUUGUGCAUUUUUGUGAAGACAUCUUGGUAGUUAUGACUAAAAGUUAUAUGUGAAAGGAAGAAUGCAAGUCAUACAAAAUUGAUAGGUUAUCUGAUUUUAUGAAAGUGAGUACUUUUGUCUUGGAUGCUAAAGACAAUACAAAAAGUAAGGUGAACAGUUUUUUAACACCCUGUACGAUUGACAUUUCUUGAAUGUAUUCUGUCUUGUAUAAUAAGCAGGAACUCCCAUUAAACCUUUUUUUUUCAGUUAUUUGGUUAUCAUUUAAGUUAUAAGGCAUUUCAUUUGUCAUUGAAGCUUAGAAGAUAAUGCAUUAAACCUUGACAUAUUUUUCCAUAAAAAUUACCAUAGUUUUCACUGUGGACAGUAGAGUUUGUGUAAUCAGUACAGAGCAACAUUAGUGUAUUUUUCAAACAUUUUGUAAAAGUUACCUUGAGAAAAGAAGAUAUUAGACUUUUCUACAGUUCUGGUUUAUGUGUGUUAUCUUGACAUUAACAGGAGUUAUACAUAAAUGGUCUAUUAACUUUGUAAUAAUAAAAUCCCAUAUGUUGGUAAACUGUCUUAAGUUAUCAGUCUCAAGCAAUUGGUCAGUGAUAACACAUUUUGUAUUAAAUACAUAAUAGUUGAUUAAAUCAAAAUUUGCAUAAAAGCAAUAACACUAAUUUUUUAAACCAAUGUUGCAUGUACUAAUUCAGAAUUCCAUAAGAAGAAAAUUUACUGACUUUCAAUGAAAUAGUAAUUCCUUCAGUUUUUAUUAAUGGGUGUGAUAUAACAAAUGUUACUGUAAUUUUUCCUGUAAGUUUAACACAAUACUGUUUAAUAUGUGUUGUGACUAAGUUACCAGACUAGGGAUGUAACUAUAAGUCUACGAGUUCAGGUUUAUAAUUCUAUUAAUAUUUCAGAAGCUGCUAAUUGUUUAAGCAAAAUAUGUAAUGUGAGGUUGUAUUUAUGUUCCUGGUGUGUAAACAUAAAAAACCUUUUCUGUGUAUUAGUGUUUAACUAAAUCUUGUGUGUGCUAAUGAAAACAGUAUUGAGUUAUGUUUUAAAUAAUUUUUUCAUGAAUAAACACCCAAGCACUGUUUGUAGCUAGACACAAUUGGCGUUUAAUUAGAUAACGUUGAUCAGUGCAUUAUCUAAAUUUUGUUUUUGAUUUGUAUUGACUUUAGAUUUUUUUCAGUUUAAUGUUAAUUUUGGACUGUGAUUUCCAUGAAGUGUUAUGUGUUUUCAGUUAACCUUAUUUCAUUUUAAAGUGAAAAAUAAAAAUCAUAACAUCCAAAACAAA
Molecule: messenger RNA, 3774 nt
Organism: Limulus polyphemus (Atlantic horseshoe crab)
Lineage: Eukaryota; Metazoa; Arthropoda; Merostomata; Xiphosura; Limulidae
Gene: Pp2A-29B
Product: serine/threonine-protein phosphatase 2A 65 kDa regulatory subunit A alpha isoform-like
Exons: 1
Coding region: 31-1800 (589 amino acids)
Biological process (GO): protein dephosphorylation
Cellular component (GO): cytoplasm; protein phosphatase type 2A complex
Molecular function (GO): protein phosphatase regulator activity; protein binding
Source: RefSeq, a predicted model, not a curated record